Molecule: messenger RNA, 3756 nt
Organism: Tyto alba (common barn owl)
Lineage: Eukaryota; Metazoa; Chordata; Aves; Strigiformes; Tytonidae
Product: inhibitor of apoptosis protein
Exons: 9
Coding region: 1358-3193 (611 amino acids)
Biological process (GO): regulation of apoptotic process; regulation of cell cycle
Cellular component (GO): nucleus; spindle microtubule; cytoplasm
Source: RefSeq, a predicted model, not a curated record
UUCCCGGCGCGGUGGCCGCAGUCGGGCGUUCCGGGCAGGGGCGGUGCCGGCCGGGGCCCCCCGUGCCAGGCACCGUAUAUAGGCGGGGGCGCGGCGCAGGCUCCCCGGCUGCGGGGGGCCCGGCUGGAGACCGUUUUGUUCUGCCCAAAAUAACUAAAUGGUUGAAACUAUAGAUACUUACUAUUUCUUGUUGCAAACAGUCAGUAUCAAUAUGGAGGCGUAGGCACCUUAGAAGGGACUUCAGUCUGAACUCUGGGAGGUAGUUCUGUGCACAAAUAAAGAAACUAAGGCUUCAAUUUUUUUUUUUUUUUAAUCUGAGGAUUCUGUUUGCUUCUGUGUCAUAAAUAAACAUGGCGUACAGAAAAAAAUUAAUUCAACAUUAUAAAGCAUUAGAAUGUCCCAACACGAGGCGAUUAAUUUAUGUUAAAUUUGAUAACUCUAGACUUAUAACUAAGGCACCAGGUUAAAACUGAAACACCGUUCGAUCGGUGCUAACAAUGUUAUAGACAGAAAAGCCUGGGACUACAGUUUAUCCUUGUCAGAGGCAGUGUAUAGGAUCAUCCUCUGACAGUUCAUCCUUCUCGGAGACAGUGUAUAGGAUUUGUAUCUCUCAUAGCUGAAUAUUCAGUAUGUGUGAAGUUGAGUAUAAACUAACUUCUUUAGUCUUAAUGAUUAUUACAACAAUAUGAAGAAGUUGAGGUUUUUUUUGGAAGUCUGGUAAUAGCAACUAUACCAGAUCAGUUCAGGGGCUCUUUGUUGUAUGCCUUUUGAGCUUGAUAAACCAUUAUUUUUAGUCUCCUAAUGAAGUUUUUAAACUAAAAUCUUUACUUGUGUAUAAGCUGCAUAUUUAUCAGCUGUCCAGGGUGAAAUGGUUCUUAAAUCACUUAACAUGUUCUGGUUAAAAAUGAUGUUGUUUUAAUUGCCCUCCUUUUUAGUUUCUUUAUUGAUAAAGGAUUGACAAAGAAUAAGCCCAUUUUAGGUAUAUCCCACCUCCAUUAGCCUGAGAAGUUGAUAUUGCUCUCCCAGAUACACAGUACAAGGAAAGCUUGUGAUGCCUAUAUGAUUCAGGGAAAAGUCCUUUUUGACAUGCUUUCUGUAAUUGUCAAAAUGGGGUGGGGCAGCUUUUGUGCUAAAAGCAGUUGUGUAAACUAAAGUACAAGAACUUCCCCAAUGUUUCAAGGCUGUUUGUUAAUCAUGAGGCUAAUUCUAUUCAUAUAUGUGUUCGAAGUUGCACAUUAAAGUAUUUCAUUUUCAGGUUCCUACUUUUGUACAGGCAGGGGUUAUUCCAAAUUGCCUUUAAUGCACACAACUACCUCCCAGAGGAAGACUUGUCCCAUUCUUCCAAAAGUAAUCCAUUAUGAACAUAAUGGAAAAUAGCCCUUUCUUGGCUAGCAUCAUGAAGCAGAGUGCUGUGUGUGGUGAACUGAAGUACGACUUAUCCUGUGAACUCUACAGAAUGUCGACGUUUUCUACUUUCCCCAUUAAUGUGCCGGUGUCAGAGCGGAGCCUUGCCCGGGCGGGGUUUUAUUACACUGGUAUGCAAGAUAAAGUUAAGUGCUUCAGUUGUGGCUUAACAUUGGACAACUGGCAACCAGGAGAUAAUGCUAUGGAAAAACAUAAACAGCUGUAUCCUAGUUGCAGUUUUGUUCAAGACAUACUUUCAGUUAACAACCCUGGACAGUCCUCUCAUUCUGCCUUUUCGCCUCCGGUCUCAAACGAUCUUUCACCAUCUCUACAUUCCAUAACACUUUCUCCAAGUUUAGAACAAGUUGGGUAUUUCAGUGGCUCUUUUUCCAGUUUUCCUCAAGACCCAAUAACUACUAGGGCAGUUGAAGACCUUUCAUUCUUGAGACCUAAACUUCACAAUCCUUCUAUGAGUACAGAAGAUGCUAGACUACGCACUUUUCACUCAUGGCCACUGACGUUUCUUUCACCCACUGAUCUGGCAAAGGCUGGACUUUAUUACCUGGGGACAGCAGACAAAGUUGCUUGUUUCACCUGUGGUGGUCAGCUGAGUAACUGGGAACCAAAAGAUAAUGCUAUGUCAGAGCAUCGGAGACACUUUCCUAACUGCCCUUUUGUGGAAAACUUUACCCGAGACCCACCAAGUUUCAAUGUUUCAAAUGUGAGCAUGCAAACCCAUGAAGCACGUGUUAAAACAUUCAUAAAUUGGCCAACUAGAAUUCCAGUUCAGCCUGAACAGCUUGCGGACGCUGGAUUUUACUAUGUAGGCCGCAAUGAUGAUGUCAAGUGUUUUUGCUGUGAUGGUGGGUUAAGGUGCUGGGAAUCUGGAGAUGAUCCAUGGAUUGAGCAUGCAAAGUGGUUUCCAAGGUGUGAGUAUCUGCUUCGUGUAAAAGGAGGAGAGUUUGUAAGUUCAAUUCAGGCCAGGUUUCCCCAUCUCCUUGAACAGCUCUUGUCAACCUCUGAUACGCCUGUAGAUGAAAACAUUGAUCCCCCAAUUAUUCAUUUUGAACCUGGAGAGAGUCAUUCAGAAGAUGCAAUUAUGAUGAACACGCCUGUGGUUAAGGCUGCCUUGGAGAUGGGAUUCAGUAGAAGGCUAAUAAAGCAAACAGUGCAAAGUAAAAUCUUGGGCACUGGAGAAAACUACAAGACUGUUAAUGAUCUUGUGUCUGAUCUGCUCACUGCUGAAGAUGAGAAGAGGGCAGAGGAGAAAGAGAGACAAUUUGAAGAAGUAGCAUCAGAUGAUUUGUCCUUAAUCCGGAAGAAUCGAAUGGCUUUAUUCCAACGUUUAACAUCUGUAAUUCCAAUCCUUGGGAGUUUACUAUCAGCUAAAGUGAUAACAGAACUCGAGCAUGAUGUUAUUAAGCAGAAGACUCAGACACCAUUGCAAGCAAGGGAACUGAUAGAUACAAUUUUAGUGAAAGGAAAUGAAGCAGCCAGCAUAUUCAGAAACUGUCUACGAGACUGUGACCCUAUACUGUACAAAGAUUUAUUUGUGGAGAAGAACAUGAAAUAUGUUCCCACAGAAGAUGUUUCAGGUUUACCUAUGGAAGAACAACUAAGAAGAUUGCAAGAGGAAAGAACGUGUAAAGUUUGCAUGGACAAAGAAGUUUCUAUUGUUUUUAUUCCAUGUGGUCAUUUAGUGGUGUGCAAAGAAUGUGCACCAUCUCUUAGAAAAUGCCCUAUUUGCAGGGGGACAAUAAAGGGUACAGUUCGUACAUUUCUUUCAUAAAGAGGCAGACUUGCAAAAUGUCUUUGUUCCUGUCAUCCUCCAACUGCUGAAGCUUAAGUUAGGAGUGUUUUAAGAAUGGAAAAUUGUGAUACAGAAGAUUAAUCAACUACCAAACACCAUUAUGUAAUAGUAAGCUGUAUCAUUGUUAUGAGUCCACUAGGUCUUCCUUGCCAAAGACUAUUUCUGCUCAUAAAACUAACUCGGUACUAAGGUGAGGUUUUUGUAGCUUUCCUUUCUGAGUAAGGAAAGCAGUUUCACUGGUAUGCCUUUGUGUCACUCUGAAUAAAAAACUUUCUGGUUGAGUUGCUAAAAUGGAGCUUAGCAUAACUCUUCUCAUGAGUUUCCUCCAUGUGGAUGUGAGGAAAUAUAUUAAGAUUGCUGAUAACUUCAGCUGUUGUUUUGGUUCUGUUUGGUCUUUCUUGGAAACUUGAGGAGAAAAGAGGCUAACUGUUGCAAGAACAGCAAGAUUUUUUUAAAGGUUUGUUCAUGUUUAGAUACUUGUGUAAUAUGUAUGAUUAAUAGUUUAUAUAUGAAGACUGAAUUAAAAUAUUUCUACUUCUCAA